Messenger RNA from Acanthopagrus latus (yellowfin seabream), 1350 nucleotides. RefSeq names its product complement C1q tumor necrosis factor-related protein 7. Lineage: Eukaryota; Metazoa; Chordata; Actinopteri; Spariformes; Sparidae. Bases 240 to 1127 code for a protein of 295 amino acids. The transcript is spliced from 3 exons. Gene Ontology annotation, molecular function: protein binding. The record is from RefSeq and is a predicted model, not a curated record.
CGCUGGCUGCUGGCUGCUGCUGGCUGCUGCUGCUGCUGCUGCUGCACUAGAAGACACUGUCAGCAGCGACGCAGCUGAGCUCUGCACGCAGAUGUGUGAGGGCUCUGCAGAGAACUGACGACUAACAUGUUAACCAGGAGAUCAGACCAUCAAGAAGAGAGGAGACUGAGCAGAUAGGACGAAGACACCAGAGAGAGAGACAGAGAGAGACAGAGAGAGAAUAUUGAUCAGGUCUGGAGAUGAACAGCUGCCAACUGUGGGAUGUGAAGAUGUGGGCGUUGAUGGGAGCAGUCUGUCUGUGCCAGUGCGUCUUUGGACAGCUCUUUGACACCAAACUGAAAGGAGCACCGCGUCUGAUCUGCAGCGUCGCAGGGUCACCGGGCCUGCCUGGAAAACCCGGUCCCAGUGGGCCCCCGGGAGCUGAUGGGAAUGUGGGUAUCCCGGGAAGAGAUGGCAGAGAUGGCAGGAAGGGUGAAAAGGGAGAGAAGGGAGACUCAGGGUUAAAGGGCAGAGUUGGCCCGACAGGUAAGAUUGGAACCCGAGGUGAACGUGGACCCGCUGGGAAACGAGGCCCUACAGGAGAGAACGGAGAUCUGGGCUUUCCUGGCCCCGCAGGCCGUGACGGGCAGAAGGGCGAUAAAGGGGAAAGGGGGCCACGUGGAACAGCAGGGAUCUGCAAGUGUGGCAGCCUGCAGCCUAAAUCUGCCUUCUCUGUGGGAAUCACCAGCAGCUACCCCACAGAGAAAACCCCCAUCAAGUUCAACAAGGUGCUAUAUAACGAGGGCGGACACUACAACACACAGACGGGCAAGUUCAUCUGUGCAUACCCAGGCGUUUAUUAUUUCUCCUAUGACAUUACGCUGGCCAACAAACACCUGGCCAUUGGUCUGGUGCAGAAUGGUCAGUAUCGCAUCAAAACGUUCGAUGCCAACACGGGGAACCACGACGUGGCGUCUGGGUCCACCGUGAUGUACCUGAACCCAGAAGACGAGGUGUGGCUGGAGAUCUUCUUCGAUGAUCAGAAUGGAUUAUUUGCAGACCCAGGCUGGGCCGACAGCUUGUUCUCUGGCUUCCUUCUCUACGCAGACACAAACUAUUUUGACAUACUGGCAGAGGACUAUGCAUAACACUUGGGAAACAUAAAAGAGGGACUGCUAGUCACUGUUUUUUAUUACACAUUUUAUAUAUUUUUUUAUACAAAUGUUUGUACUGCUAGUGUUACUGUUACUAUAGAGACUUAUUGACUGAUUUGAAAUUAUGUUAUUUAAUAAAGCUUGAAGUAGUUUCAGAUGUUUUUUGUUUUGAGUGGAAGUUGGAUCAAAUAACUUAAAAUAAACAUCGUGACACGUA